AUGAAUCGAUCAUUUUUCGCUGCCGGUGGUUCAUCACGGAAUGCGCUGUUACUGGUUGCUAAGUUACAUCGUUUUGGUUUAUCGUGCCUAACUGUUGAACGUCUAUUCGAUGCAUCAACAUUAAAUGAUAUUCUUUUAAAUGAAGUGUAUAUUGAUCGAUCCAAUAAGGAAUUGUUUUUUGAAUAUGAUAAUAAAUAUCAAGUAGUGCCUCUGGCACAAAUCGGCAAAGAUCAAGGCAUUGCUAUUGUAGUCGAUUCAUUUGCUACUUUAGGAGAAAUCGAUACUCUUAUUCAUCAAAAUCAGCCGAAUGCUCAACUUGAAUAUAGGCGACAAUUCACUGUUAUAUUAAAUCAUCACUGGCCUCAGUUUGUGACAUUGGAGCUCUCGUUUGGUAUUAUCAACAACAAUGGAAACCUACUUGGCGUGUCUCUGUCGACUGAUGCAGCACAUGAGCCAUAUAUAGAUCUGACAACCGUACCACUAGUUGCUCCAAUAUUAACCAUGCUAGAGGUUAAAGAGAAAGAGUUUUUAAAGCGUUUGCACUCUCAAAAGGAUGUUCCUGAAUCAAUCAUGAGUAAUUUGAUCACAGCAGUCAAUCUAGAUGUGCCACUCGAGAAACGAACCAAUGUUAUGUAUCAGAUUGAACGUCAUACGUUACAAGUUGCAAAGGCUCACGGUUUCCAAGCUAUUGUGACGGCUAAUACUGGUAGUGUAACACAGCAAUUGACUAAAUAUGUCUUCAAAUAUGAUGAAAAUUUGGUAGUACAACUUAAUGAAUAUCGUGAUCCUUCCGGCGAUUUGAUCUUCUCUCAUGCUGAUCCUAAUCAAACAAUGACUAUCAGUAUGAAGUAUAUUGUUUGA
Molecule: messenger RNA, 861 nt
Organism: Rotaria socialis
Lineage: Eukaryota; Metazoa; Rotifera; Eurotatoria; Philodinida; Philodinidae
Source: the annotation of a GenBank genome assembly